Messenger RNA from Carassius auratus (goldfish), 3002 nucleotides. RefSeq names its product olfactomedin-like protein 2A. The transcript has 8 exons. The coding region runs from base 1 to 1926 and encodes 641 amino acids. NCBI's taxonomy places the organism in Eukaryota, Metazoa, Chordata, Actinopteri, Cypriniformes, Cyprinidae. Gene Ontology annotation, biological process: signal transduction. The record is from RefSeq and is a predicted model, not a curated record.
AUGUGGAUCUACGCAAGUAUUAUAACUUAUGUGCUGCUUUUGGCAAGAGAUGUAAGAGCUAUGAGCAAGAUUUUCGGUGAGCCGGAGCCGGUCAGGAUGAUAUCUGAGGGCUCAGACUGCCGUUGUAAGUGUGUGAUGCGGCCCUUGAGCAUUGAGGCUUGCUCCAGGCUCCGUGACGGAAGCUUGCGAGUGGAUGAUUUUUACACGGUGGAGACGGUCAGCUCAGGCUCCGACUGUAAAUGUUCCUGCACGGCUCCUCCCUCCUCACUCAACCCAUGUGAGAAUGAAUGGAGAACGGAAAAACUCAGGAAACAAGCUCCUGAACUACUUAAGCUCCAUUCCAUGGUAGAUCUGCUGGAAGGAACAUUGUACAGUAUGGAUCUGAUGAAAGUCCAUGCCUACAUGAACAAGGUGGUGACUCAGAUGAACACACUAGAAGAGACCAUAAAGACAAACCUUACCAGGGAGAAUGAGUUUGUGAGGGACAGCGUAGUAAAUCUGUCCAAUCAGUUGAAGCGCUACGAGAACUACUCUGACAUCAUGGUGAGCAUCAAGAAAGAGAUCUCCAGCCUGGGACUACAGCUGCUGCAGAAAGAUGCAGCCUCUGACAGUAAAGCACAGGGCACGGAGAGUAAAAAGUCCAAGGAGGUCAUAAAACCACCCAACAAGAAACCCGCAGCUGUCAAACCUCCACCCAAACAGCCAAAAGAGAAACCCGUCAAGCCCAAGAAAGAGGCUCCUGCCAAAGCAUCAAAACCUGCGAGGCCAGACCCUACCAGCAAAACCAAGCCCUUAGUGCACCAGGCGGGAGUCAUCAGGGGGAUCACAUACUACAAAGCAUCCAAGACAGACGACUCGGAGUCACAUUCAGCAGGGAGAGGAGAGAGAGAAAACUCUGCCAAAACCCACACUGGCCACCUAACCGAGGACAAAAGAGGCUCCGAGCUAGUUUUGGAAGAGUCUGAAAUAACAUCAACUAUACUGCCAAUAACAACCACUACGCUUGCCUCUGUGACAACAACAAGCACCACACUAGCAACCACCAGUGAAAUGCCCAUCAUGAAUUCAACCUUGUCCACAGCAGCACCAGAGAAACCAGUAGGCAGUGGAGGAAUUACACACUUGCACAAAGCGGGUAAAUCUUUAGACUGUGAGGGCACAUUGGCGUCAGUGGAGAUGCCAGAGAAGCAUCACAGCUAUGGACGGAAUGAAGGAGCCUGGAUGAAGGACCCAGUGGCCAAAGACAACAAGAUCUACGUUACAAACUAUUACUACGGCAAUAACCUGGUGGAGUUCCGCAACCUGGAGAAUUUCAAACAAGGUCGCUGGAGUAACCUCUACAAGCUUCCCUACAACUGGAUAGGAACCGGCCAUGUGGUCUACAAUGGUGCCUUCUAUUACAACAGAGCCUUCACCAAAAACAUCAUCAAAUAUGACUUGCGCAUGCGCUUCGUGGCAGCUUGGACUCAGCUUCACGACGCUGUCUAUGAGGACAACACACCCUGGAAAUGGCGAGGACAUUCAGACAUCGAUUUUGCCGUAGACGAGAGCGGUCUCUGGGUGAUCUACCCAGCGUUGGAUUACGACUAUUCGCAACACGAAGUCAUCGUCAUCAGCAAGCUGGACCCAAGCGACCUGUCCAUGAAGAAGGAGACGACAUGGAGGACUGGGCUGAAGCGCAACUCGUACGGAAACUGCUUCAUCGUGUGUGGAGUGCUGUACGCCGUUGACGUCUACAACCAGAAAGAGGGUGAGAUUUCGUAUGCCUACGAUACGCACACGAACACAGAGGCCGCUCCACGUUUGCCGUUCACUAACGAGUAUGCUUUUGCGACCCAAGUGGACUACAAUCCCAAAGAUAAGGUGCUGUAUGCCUGGGACAAUGGCCAUCAGAUGACCUACAAUAUUCACUUUGUUGGCCAGUGAAGUUCUGUCUAAAAUCUGAUUGCAUAGAGAAAUACACCAUUUAUGGGAGCACAUUGAUUUCUUUAUUGGUAUGGUGAUUUAGCAUGAAGUGUUAAACUAUGGAAGCAGAAAAUAAAUAUUACUCAGUUUGAGUUUACAUCACACAAAUUAAUUUUCUCACAAAACUGUGCACGUGCGUGUGGUCAGGCAUCUUUUAAAAAAAAGUCUAGAAUUCUAUGGAAAAAAGACAGAAUUGUAAGAUAUAAACUCAGAAUUCCAAGUAAAAGUCAAAGUUUGCUAGAAAGAAACAUGGAAUUCCAAGAAAGAAGUCAUAAGCACAAGAUGUAAACUCAAAAUUCUGAGUAAAGAAAGACAGUACUGCAAAAAAAAAAAAAAAAAAGAUUUGAAAGGUCGCAUUUAUCUUUUAUAUUUUUAUUGCAUGACAGAAAUACGCUUCCCUAAAAACGAGUCCACAUGAUUUGAGAAUAUAUUUUUACCCUCAGCAGUUUGAGGACUUUAAGGCAAUGCAUGUCUCAUUUUUAUGUAGCUCAUAAUCAGGCCCCAAUGUUUACCACAGUAAAAAAAAAAAUGGUACAGUUAAGGAUCAUGAACAAACAUAAAUUGUAUCCUGAAUGAUUUUGCACAGUGUUAUGUAGUAAUGUUUAUUCUUACAAAAUCUGCUAAAUAUUAGGCUCUCUCUUUAUCUACAUUUCAUUAUUUUAGCUAUUCAUUUUGUAAAGUAUUUCAUUCUCACUGUAAAUAAUUCCAAGAAUAAGUUGUUACAAUAUUCCUAUUAUAAAACUUAUUAAAAAUAUAGUAAAAAAUCCUCAGAUAUUUAAUAUUAUAGUCAUGGUUACUUAGGAUUACUCCUGGAUGAGUUACAAUGUUUUGUAUGUUGCAUUUAUGUGUAAAAUUUCAACAUUUGUGUAAAAAAAAUUCCAAUAAACUUACUCUUAAACCAUUUGCUGUAUAUGGAUUUGCUAAUGCCAAAUGCAGUGUUUUACAUUCUGUAAUUGACUGUGUGUAAUACAAUACAUUAAGCAACCAUAAAUGGUUAAGCAACAAUAAAUCAUUGUCACCUGACACAACUCCCCUGG